AUGCGCACCCAGCCCAAUAUUAUUAUAACUGGCACGCCUGGUGUGGGGAAGACUACACAUUGCGAACAGUUGGCGGAAGAUACGGGGUUGAAGCAUUUGAGUGUUAAUGAUGUGGUUAAAGAGAAGGGGUGUCAUGAGGGAUGGGAUGAUGAGUUGAAGUCUUGGAUUGUGGAUGAGGAUAAGUUACUGGAUGAAAUAGAAGAUGAGGUUAAACAAGGUGGAUAUAUUAUCGAUUGGCACGCUUGCGAAUUGUUUCCUAAAAGCUGGAUUGAUUUGGUGGUUGUGUUGAGGGUGGAUUCGACGCUGUUGUAUGAUAGGUUGAAGACGAGGAACUACCCGGAAGCGAAGCUACAAGAGAAUUUAGACGCGGAAAUUAUGGAAGUUCUACUCGAGGAAGCGAGAGAGAGCUAUGAUGAGGAAAUUGUGGUCGAGCUGCGGAGUGACACAAGUGAUGAGGUAGAGAGUAAUGUGGAGAGGAUUGAGGCGUGGAUAAAGCAAUGGAAGAAGGAUCACGCUGAUGACGAUGAGGAUGAGGAAUGA
Molecule: messenger RNA, 540 nt
Organism: Sclerotinia sclerotiorum 1980 UF-70
Lineage: Eukaryota; Fungi; Ascomycota; Leotiomycetes; Helotiales; Sclerotiniaceae
Exons: 3
Coding region: 1-540 (179 amino acids)
Cellular component (GO): nucleus; cytoplasm
Molecular function (GO): ATP hydrolysis activity; AMP kinase activity; ATP binding
Source: RefSeq, a predicted model, not a curated record